AUGGCUAUGAUAUCUCUCCCCCCCGAUUUCCACUACGCGCCGGUCCAAUUUAUAGGGGAAGAUCUGUUGCCCAUAACAUCGAAGCUGGGUGUGCUGUCGUACUUCAAUGGAAGCUUUACUGGGACAGGCUUCAACACCAUCUUUCGCCCGCAUAGCGGACCGCCGGACAAGACAGCAUUUCCCCGCGACAACAUCUUGGAGCUGAAUCUGAUACAAGACUCAAUUACGUUCUCCGAAGAUUUUGGCGCCGUGCCUAACCGCGGGCUUAUGUCGCAGAGUAACAUCAUACUCAACGGCAUAUCCUAUGUACAGGCCGUCAACGAUGUGACAAACGAAAAAACUGGGGAGGCUGAUCAUUCUCCCACUGGCAUCCACUUCGAGGCUGGAUUGUGGAUGAACGUCCCGCCCACGAACAAUACUCCAGUCCUUGGCGAAUCGCUCGUGCGCAUGGGGUCCAUUCCACAUGGCACAACUAUCAAUGCUCAAUGCCUAGCGCCUACUUCGAAUUCCUCAGGUCCACCCGUGAUCCCACCCGCUAGCCUGGCGGUACAACCCAUAGGCGGUGGUGAAGCAGUGCCGAUUGGUAGCCUAAAUGCCUCAGUGUUUACCGAGCUUCGACGCCCACAGGAUCUCUCGAAAUUCAUUGCUGCUGGCACCAUCACCCAAGACAUGCUAGAUGACCCAAACACUGUUUUGCGCGACGCCAUCGACGGACAGACUAUUCUCGAGAACAUCGUCUUUACGGUGUCCACGAUGCCUCCUCCUCCGGUGUUCGGUGGUGGAACAGCGAACAUCGCAUUCUUAGAAGGAGACCCGGAAGUCACGACUCCAAAUGCUAAUGCAGUUCAAAUGAACGCUACCUUCUGGAUCGAGAAGGUGCAAUAUGAGCUCAAAGUUCCAAAAUUCAAGCGCGGACAAGCCCCUAUGAAGAUCUCACCGACUUCACCAGGAGACCAGCACGCGCCGGUGUUCCUCGUCAGCCCACCGCAUGACAUCACUGCACCCAGGACGAUCAAUGUCACUUCGAUACAGAUUCAGUAUUCUCAAGUAGUAUUACUGGUAUUCGACCAGUUGGAAUGGCCGCAUAUAUCAGUAUCGACGCUGAUUCCAUCGGGGCCUGUAACAGUACCAGACUCAGUCUGGAAAUGA
Molecule: messenger RNA, 1149 nt
Organism: Penicillium arizonense
Lineage: Eukaryota; Fungi; Ascomycota; Eurotiomycetes; Eurotiales; Aspergillaceae
Exons: 1
Coding region: 1-1149 (382 amino acids)
Source: RefSeq, a predicted model, not a curated record